Messenger RNA from Aethina tumida (small hive beetle), 2039 nucleotides. RefSeq lists its product as uncharacterized. Gene Ontology annotation, molecular function: translation activator activity. NCBI's taxonomy places the organism in Eukaryota, Metazoa, Arthropoda, Insecta, Coleoptera, Nitidulidae. The coding region runs from base 220 to 1530 and encodes 436 amino acids. The record is from RefSeq and is a predicted model, not a curated record. Gene Ontology annotation, biological process: regulation of translational initiation. The transcript is spliced from 6 exons.
UUUAAUUUAAUUCAUAUUCAUUUAAAUAUACGACAAAAGAUCAGACUACUAAACAUGGAUAUUAAAAACUAGGACGUUUUGAAUUUUCGGGAUUAACCAAUAACUUUUUAAAUUCUGUUUUACCGACUAUGCUUUGAGAACGUCAAAUUGAGGUUAUAGCAGUUGUUUUUGAUUUGUCUAUGACAGUUGUUUUCAUUUUAUUUGGAGUUGGCAGUCAUAAUGUCUCGUUCAGGAGGUCGUGGACGAGGUUGGCUCAAUGUUUACAAGAAUAAUCCAACUCCCUCACCACCCGGAAUUGUGCAAGAAGUAAAUGUAACAAAUUCCAAGCAACUUAAUGCACCUGUGGACAAUAUUAAUUAUGCUGAUGUAGGAGAAGAAUACUCUAGUAUUAUCAAUAAUAUUAAACAAUUGUCUGUAAAUGAUGAUGGUAUUCGAUUCAAUCAGAAAAUUAAGAUGAUCAUAGAAACCUGGAGAGAAAAUUGCACUAAUGGUGAAGAUGUCAAGAAAAGUUUCGAGUCUGUGCACAAUGCAUGUUUGCAAGAUUCUGAUAUUGCUUCAAAAACAGUCCUUAUGAUCUCAUCUAGAACUUUCAUUACCCAAGAAGUUCAUGACCAAAAGAUAAGGUUGUUGUUCCUCAAGAAACUACAAGACAACUAUGAAAAUUGUCAAAAGUUGCAGGCAACAAAUCAACAACUUUUUAGAAAUAGUGUACAAAUGUUGGGCGAGUUCUACAACAAAGCCAGAUUGGCUGAUGGUCAACAAUUUUUAUUUAUGGCUCCUGCUUUAAUGACUUACCUUGAGAUGCUAUUAGAGUCUGCUUCAGUUGCUGAUUUUAAGUUACUUACAAUACAACUGCAAUUAAAUGGUGCUUCUUUAAGAAUUGAGUUACCAGAAAAGAUAACGGAGAUGGCUGCCAACCUACGAAACUUAUUGAUCUCUGAUAAUAAUAUUUCCAGGGAUUCCAAGCUCUGGAUAUUGUUGGCAUUAGAAGUCAUCAAUAAUAGAUUUGCACUUCUGCCUCCAGAAGCGCAUUCAUUUUAUCAAAAAAUGUUGGGAGAUGUGGCCGUAGCAAAUUUUCAAGGUUCUCAUGGUACCCUUAGUGUACAAACAACACAUGUUAGCAAGUCAUUAGACAGCUAUCAAAGCAACGUCAACGUCCUUCAGGUUUUGCCUACUAUUGAAGUUCCAAACACGGAACAAAUCAUUUCACCAAUGAGCAAUGUUGAUCUCAAUGCUAGCAAUUACAAUACAACUUGCUUUACUCCUGAUGCUAGCCAAAAUUCCUUAAAUAAAAAGGAACAAAUAAAUAAUGCAAAUAAGCCUGGAGGGAGACCGAUUUUGGGGGCGGGGGCUCGGUUCAACAAAUACAAGGGUAAUGAUGAUGUAAAUUGGAGAGAGCCUAAUAAAGACUCAAAUGCUGGGACAUGGAAUAAUAAAAAAGGAUGGUCAGACAACAAGAGAGGUCAAAGUACUCCAAAAUCUAAUAAGGGCUGGGAACAUGAUGAUAGAUUUGAAACUGACUAUAGUUAAAUUGAUGCUAGGUUUUAGAAAUUUAAAUUUAAAUUAUAUUGUAAACUUUAGGCGUGUGUUCCUGGUUGUGUUCCAGUUUUCCUAAAAAAUAUUUGGAGGAGUAAUCAAGAAAAAUGUGUGAUAUGUAUAAAAUUAUUUUUAAUUCCAAUUUUAUAAUACCAAAGGAAUCUGGGUGAAAAUUGUCUCAAAAUGCUAAAUGUCUGCAACGUGAUGAUGGAUGAUAUCUAAAUAGUGUUAUUUUUAAAAAUGGAAUGUUCCAUUAUUUAACAUCUCAACAUUUAACCUCAACGUGGCGCACAACCGGGCUGGGGAAGACUCCACUCAAGAUAUUAAGCAUGUUGACUAAUUUCAAUUAGAUUAAAUCGAAAUUGGUUGAUAAUGCUCAGGAUUGUUUUAAUAAAUACAUUUUAUUUUUAGGACGUACAUAGUUUAAAUACUAAUAAAACACAACCAUUUUUAUGCGUCGAUGUAACUUAAGUGCAUUUGUAAAUAAAAAUUAUUUAAAUUUU